This is a messenger RNA of Rubroshorea leprosula, 1333 nucleotides long. Lineage: Eukaryota; Viridiplantae; Streptophyta; Magnoliopsida; Malvales; Dipterocarpaceae. The record is from the annotation of a GenBank genome assembly.
GACAGAGCUGGAGGACGGCGAUAACAAUUUUCAACUCUCUGGUGUCAAUUCUUCUCCUUUCUGCCUUUCUUCUCUCUCUUAACUAUACAGACUCACCGUCGCCGUCCACGUCUCUCCGAUCUGCUACGUCCAAAGUUUGAACAAUCAAGAUGAACGAUUUACUUGGGGAUUCAUUCGUCAAUGAUGGCAAUGGACAUCCGCCCAGGAAUAAUGAUAUUGAAAUGGGACUUCAAAUUCCAACAAGUAGUUCUGACAUGGGAAUGGAGGCUUUCAAUAAGCAGAUACAAGAUGUUGAGAAACAGGUGGACAAGCUAUCAGGGCUGCUUAGAAAACUUAAGGAUGCUAAUGAGGAGUCAAAAUCUGUGACAAAAGCAUCUGCUAUGAAAGCCAUCAAGAAGCGAAUGGAGAAAGAUAUAGAUGAAGUGGGAAAGAUUGCACGUAAUGUGAAAGCAAAACUUGAAGCAAUCAGCAAAGAAAAUUUAGCUAAUCGGAAGAAACCUGGAUGUGAGAAGGGAACAAGUGUUGACAGAUCCAGGAUGAAUGUUAUGAAUGCCUUGACAAAAAAAUUCAAGGAUUUGAUGACAGAAUUUCAGACUCUAAGACAAAAGAUACAAGAUGAGUACCGUGAAGUGGUGGAAAGAAGGGUCAUUACAGUUACAGGAACCAGACCUGAUGAAGAGACAAUUGAUCACCUCAUUGAAACUGGAAACAGUGAGCAAAUCUUCCAAAAGGCAAUUCAAGAACAGGGACGGGGACAGGUGCUAAAUACAGUGGAAGAAAUUCAAGAGAGACAUGAUGCUGUGAAGGAGAUUGAGAAAAAACUUCUUGACUUGCAGCAGAUUUACCUUGAUAUGGCAGUUCUUGUUGAGGCUCAAGGAGAGAUUUUAGACAACAUUGAAAGUCAGGUUGCAACUGCAGUCAGUAGUGUCCAAACAGGAACAACAGCACUUCAAAAGGCAAAGAAACUUCAGAAGAAUAGCAGAAAAUGGAUGUGCAUUGCCAUUAUAAUUCUCUUACUCAUAGUAGCUGUUAUAGUUGUCGGUGUCUUAAAACCGUGGCAGAGUAACAAGGGUGCUUGAGUUUGCUCUAGUUACUCAACCACAUUUUGUUUUUAUUCUUCUAAAGAACUAAUUUGCUUGUGUCAAGUGUGUUUUUCUUUUUAUGGUAUUAUUUUGAUGAUCGUUUUCUAAUCUUUAUCAUGAGUGACCGUGUAAAGCUUGUUUAUGAGAUUUGAUGUGAUGUGCCACUAAGUAUAUGUCAACAUUCUUUUAUCUGUAUCAUUUUAUAUCAUAUUAAUUAUUUUAUCAACCUUAAAUGAAUCACUAUUGUAAUU